Sorex fumeus (smoky shrew) is the source of this 435-nucleotide messenger RNA. It is a transcript of the gene OOEP, whose product is annotated as oocyte expressed protein. The transcript is spliced from 3 exons. Gene Ontology annotation, molecular function: RNA binding. Gene Ontology annotation, biological process: embryonic pattern specification; establishment or maintenance of apical/basal cell polarity. Lineage: Eukaryota; Metazoa; Chordata; Mammalia; Eulipotyphla; Soricidae. Bases 1 to 435 code for a protein of 144 amino acids. The record is from RefSeq and is a predicted model, not a curated record. Gene Ontology annotation, cellular component: apical cortex; protein-containing complex.
AUGUGCGACCAGACAGCUGCCUUGGGGUCCACGGGGAACACCAGGAUGCCUGCCCCGACCUUGGACCGGCUGCAGGAAAAAUCACUUCCACCACCACCCAUCCACGUUCGGCCGUGGUGGUUUCCGGUGGAGGAGCUGAGAAACCCCUUGGUGUUUUAUCUGGAGUCCUGGUUGGCUGAUAUUCUCUUUGGCGCUGACCGAAAUUCCAUACCGCAAAUGGAGUGGCUCAGCCAGGUGCUCCUGACCGUGAACGCCUUGAAACAGAGAAAUUUAGUGGAAAUCGCCAUCUUCGGACGCCCAUGCCAACAAAACCGGACAAAGAAAGUGCUCCUGAACCUGGCACUGCGGCACAGGCAACAGCGUAACCGAGCUGAGAAGAUGCAACGACUUGAGGAUUCCUUGAAGGGACCUUUAUUAGAUCCUGAUUUUGCAUAA